AUGUCAAGCAUUCUACCAAAUCAAACUCUUUACGUCCGCAAUUUAAAUGAAAAGAUCAAUAAAGAGGAAUUAAAGAGAUCAUUGUAUGCUCUUUUUUCAGCCUAUGGACGAAUUUUAGAUAUUGUUGCUUUGAAAACUAUAAAAAUGCGCGGCCAAGCUUUUAUUGUUUUCAAGGAAAUUCAAAGCGCUACGGCAGCUAUGAGAGGACUUAAUGGCUUUAAUUUUUACGAUGUGCCUAUGCAAAUAGAAUACGCAAAAGGAAAGUCAGAUGCCGUUGCGAAAUUGGAUGGGACAUGGAAACGACCUGGUACUGUUUCUCAACGUACAUCAACGUUAGGUCAACCUGUCACAUCCGCGCCUGCUGUGAAAAGACAAAGAGAGGAAGAAGUGGAUCACAAGAGACCUGCGAAUGGUGAAAAAGGAAGAGAUAUGGAAUUAGAACCUGAAAUUGAAAUGGAUGAAAGUGAUGUGUCAAUGGUUCCUACUGCACCAAAAGGUGAAGUAGAACCCCAAAAUAGAAUAUUGUAUAUACAAAAUUUGCCACCGGAUGUUACUGACGAAAUGUUGAGCUACCUGUUUGAACAGUAUCCUGGUUUCAAAGAAGUUCGUCUUGUCCCUGGAAAAUCAGACAUCGCGUUUGUGGAAUAUGAGGCUGAUCACCAAGCUGCUGUGGCUAAAGAAGUUUUAAAUGGUUUUAAAAUUACUCACGAAAAGGAAAUGAAAGUAACAUUUGCAAAGAGAUAA
Molecule: messenger RNA, 744 nt
Organism: Dentiscutata erythropus
Lineage: Eukaryota; Fungi; Glomeromycota; Glomeromycetes; Diversisporales; Gigasporaceae
Source: the annotation of a GenBank genome assembly